Molecule: messenger RNA, 714 nt
Organism: Beta vulgaris subsp. vulgaris (sugar beet)
Lineage: Eukaryota; Viridiplantae; Streptophyta; Magnoliopsida; Caryophyllales; Amaranthaceae
Exons: 1
Coding region: 1-714 (237 amino acids)
Source: RefSeq, a predicted model, not a curated record
AUGACUACAUUGUACGAAGACGUGGAUCCGGUGUCAUUCUUGGCGAAAUCCGGGGUUGAAGUAACCUCUUGGGCAGUCGAGCCGAGCUCGAAUCCAGACCCAAAUCGCCGAGUCGAUGAGUUCUUCACUGUUCAGAUAUACUAUCAUGAUACCUACAUCAACGUCGACAAAAGUGGGAGUUUCAGGUUAGAGAGAACAAGUCCAUAUAAUCGUCCAAAAGUACAAGCUGACGUUUUACAGUGGUUAUUAGAAUUUGAUGUGGAUGGCGAGGCUCAUGGUUGUGCCAUUGAUGUGGUGGAUGAUACAUGUGAGACCUUUCUUGAAGAAAUUUCAACACUAGAUCGUAAGUCUUUUGCAAUGGUUGUCCAGAUUAAUGUGGGACCAGAAUAUGAGUAUGAUGAGGAUAUGGAUAUGACUAAUACGGGUAUGGAUCCCCAAGAACCCAUAGACACUGAUGAAGAGAAAAAGGCAUGUGCCAAAGAAGUAGAGACGUAUCUACGUACUAACAAAAUUAUUAGGCCAACUAAGGUUGAUACAGGUUGUUCUUGUUCGAUUUGCUUCGAGGAGUUUGAUAAGUCGUACAAUAGUGGUGAACAAGAAGUUGCAAGUCUCGCUUGUUCUCAUAUUUUUCAUGGGAGUUGUUUGGUUUCUUGGAUUCUCGAGAAGAAAAGUACUUGUCCAUUGUGUCGAUCUGAUUUCAUCAUGUCUUGCUAA